AUGAGAAGACAUACUCUCCGCUUCCUACGCGCUGUCUUCCUGUGCUGUGAGAAGAUUCCAUACAUAGCACACCCGGAACUUGCUCUACCAUGGACGGAUUUAGAGCAGCACGGACCCACUUGGAUGAGAUGACGUAUAUUGCUGCUGGUUAAAUGGCCAGAGCCCCCCUGGCGACAACACUUCAACGUUCCGUUUGAUGAACCACAUCGUGGAGAAUCAUGUGCACCCAGAACUGGAACCAGUAUACUUGUGGGCACAUCAUCUUUCACGACUGGAGCGAAUGCGACGAACACGGGCUCGACAACUGCUCGAACUUAGCGAAUCACACGGCUCUCAAAGAAGUCAAGUGCCCGGAGUGCUGCUACGCUACACCGCCCGACUCGGACGGGUGACUACGCAGCCCGGCUUGUCUCAACGUGCCGAAACACACUCUCCUUCAUUGUAAGUCGUGGCUUCUACUGACUUGAUGCCUAAGAAGUAGGACUGACAGCCUGACUGCCUCGCCUCCGUUGCCUCUUCGUCAUCAACUAUCAUGGCGAAACGAAUCGUGGUGAAGUGCCAGUCGCAAUUGAUUCCCGGCAAACCGGCAGAACGGAAAAAGACCAUGGCGAGUCUUAUAUGCAAGCAUGAAUGGGGUCGGGACUUCGACGACAAGCAAGACUAUUUUACUUCUCUAGGGCUAUACGAUGCCGACAACGUCAAAUGCUACUUCCUCCUGGAUAAUGGGGUAGUAGUUGAAGGGGAGGCCCCCGAGUUUAGGGUCUACAGUUGGGAUGGGACUACGUUAGCCCCCAAAGUAGUAUAUCAGGCCCUUGUUCAAUACCUUGAACACAUUCCAUUCGGAAGAAAGUCUGCGACCGCCAGCCUAUCUGAUGAUGAGUACCUUGCUUUGUACGGGAAAGUGGAACUCGACCGCUUGAUUUCACAGAGGAACGAGCAACAACAGAGACGACGUCGGUCGACAGGAGAGGGGCAGAAGACAGCACGUCACAGCGACUCGGUCACGUGACUACACACCGACAAAUAGUGACAGCAUUGCUUAGGUUUCUACGUUGAGAGCAGAGUGGCUGGACCUGCUGGACGGGGAGCCACCGUUGCUAUGCGUGCAGAGAAUACCACUCGGAUGAAUGCUUCACAAGCUGUCCUGGGUCGACCGGAGCAAGCGCCAAUAUGCAGCCAAACCUAGCUAAUUGACCUACUUGAGCAACUCCUCAU
This is a messenger RNA of Verticillium alfalfae VaMs.102, 1215 nucleotides long. RefSeq lists its product as hypothetical. The record is from RefSeq and is a predicted model, not a curated record. Lineage: Eukaryota; Fungi; Ascomycota; Sordariomycetes; Glomerellales; Plectosphaerellaceae. Bases 533 to 1009 code for a protein of 158 amino acids. The transcript has 2 exons.